Alternaria ventricosa is the source of this 900-nucleotide messenger RNA. RefSeq lists its product as uncharacterized. The coding region runs from base 1 to 900 and encodes 299 amino acids. The record is from RefSeq and is a predicted model, not a curated record. The transcript has a single exon. Lineage: Eukaryota; Fungi; Ascomycota; Dothideomycetes; Pleosporales; Pleosporaceae.
AUGCCACCCAAACUCCCACCCACAACGAACGCUAGCGCAGACGAGUCGGCCGAACACAUAGUCCGUAUGAGAACGACGGUCUUCAAUCACUUCCGGGAAACGGUACUGCAGGAUGCGGCAAGAGCUGUAGCCCACAGCCUCUUCAAGAGCGAUGAAUGGGUCUUCAGGACGAAAGAACACAAGCAGCGAGCGGUGAAGAUCGCGGAAAACCUUAAGGAAAACACACCAAACGCUGCAGAAGUCCUACGACGCACUUAUUGUAUCAUGCGGGAGACAGCAGAGUCAAGCCGCUACAUUGUGAAAGUCGCAGACAGAGACCUACCCUAUAGGGCGAUCAGGGUCAAAUACAUCAGCAGGAUUGAUGCAGAGAUCGUUACCGACCCUGCAAAGCGCCGCUCAUACCCCGUCGUCCACUUCCUCACCCCGCUCUUCGACACCAGUCUCCGUGAGCUGAGGAAUCCUACUUGGACGUCUAACACCGCUCACAACAUCGCUCUUCAGCUAAGCAGAACCGUCGCACUGUUCCCAAAGCACGCGCCAUACCUGCUGAAAGACCCCAAGCUACUCAUGUUUGCGCGACUAUUCCUCAUGGGCGAUGAGAUCGCAGCGUCGUUGGAGACAGUCGGUAUUGAAGUGGGAGAUAACUGGCACGAGCAUACGCGGGAUGAGUUUCUAUGGACAUACUGCGGUGAUUGGGAGAAAUGGUCGAUUGACUGCGUUGAGCACACUUACUUGGCGACUCGUGAUGAGAUUCGCUGGUACGUGGAGAAUGAUGUUGAUGAGGAUGGGAGCGCUAUCGUGGCAGCGUCGGUGGAUGGGAAUUAUGGCGAAGGCAGCGAUGGACAGGAUGGCGAGAAUGAGCAGGCUGGGGACGACGAGGAUAUAGAACUGGAGGACUGA